Messenger RNA from Procambarus clarkii (red swamp crayfish), 834 nucleotides. RefSeq names its product keratin-associated protein 19-2. NCBI's taxonomy places the organism in Eukaryota, Metazoa, Arthropoda, Malacostraca, Decapoda, Cambaridae. The record is from RefSeq and is a predicted model, not a curated record.
AUCACAACCGCACCCACUCAGCCAACCAUGAGGACUCUGAUCGUUGUACUGUUGGCAGCCUUUGUGGCAGCAGAGCAGAAGCGCGAAGCUGAGCCUGGAUAUGGCUACGGCCAUGGAUACGGUUUCCCUGGAUAUGGCUACGGCCAUGUCAUUACUCACCCGUACGGUCUCUCUUCUGUCCAUUCUUACAACCACAUCCUUCACAAGCGGGAAGCUGAGCCUGGUUACCUCUCCAGCUACCCCAGGUAUGGUUACGGAAUAGGAUAUGGACCCGGCAUCGCCUACCACCCUUACGGCGCCACUUCCUACGUCCAAAGCCACGGCAUAGGAAAGAGGGAAGCUGAGCCCGGUUACCUGUCCGGCUAUCCCAGGUACGGCCACGGUUUCGGAUACGGGUAUGGACCAGGUAUCGCCUACCACCCUUACGGCGCCACGUCCUACGUCCAAAGCCACGGUAUCGGAAAGAGGGAAGCUGAGCCCGGUUACCUGUCCAGCUACCCCAGGUACGGCCACGGUUUCGGAUACGGGUAUGGACCAGGUAUCGCCUACCACCCUUACGGCGGCAUCUCUUACGUCCAGAGCCACGGCAUCGGAAAGAGGGAAGCUGAACCCGGGUACGGUUUGGGUUCUGCCUUUGGCUACAGCACGACCGUGAAGCACCCAGGGUACGGCGUCUCCCACCAGCAGAGGCACGGCCUUGUAUACCCCUCGUACGGUUACUAUUAUUAAUUUCUUCAGUCAAGUUUUAGUAUAAAAAUUAGAAUAUAAAUUUUAUCUUGCAUUUUUAUGAAUGUGAGCGGAAAAUAAUAUUAAUAAAGCUAUAUGAAAGGUGAA